Molecule: messenger RNA, 3372 nt
Organism: Neoarius graeffei (lesser salmon catfish)
Lineage: Eukaryota; Metazoa; Chordata; Actinopteri; Siluriformes; Ariidae
Gene: glsl
Product: glutaminase like
Exons: 21
Coding region: 65-2032 (655 amino acids)
Biological process (GO): L-glutamine catabolic process
Molecular function (GO): protein binding; glutaminase activity
Source: RefSeq, a predicted model, not a curated record
GUGUGAUGCAGUUUAAGUUACAGAUUAAACUAUAUAAACUAUAACUAUAAAAAAGAUAGUCCUAAUGGAACACAUUUCAAGCCAAGAAGCAGAUGAAAAUCCUUAUCUCUGUUUCCAGAGAACACCAUCUCUUCGUCGUAAAUGGAGAAAACGCUAUGGAGGUUUGGAUGGCAACAAAUUGCUGGAGCCGAAUAAGGAGGAGGACAUGAGAGAGAAUGGUGUGAUGACAGAUGGCCUUUCUGAAAGGAAUGCUGCCCCUGUGAAGAGUGCAGAAGCCCAGGAGACCAGUCUUGCAGAGAAUAUUUCAAACUCUGUGCCAAGAAAAGCUGUGCCAUCUCAGAGGCCUGUCAACUUUGUGGCUCCAGGAUCAACAGCUUUAUCAGCAUUUAUCAGCAAUGGUGGCACAAAAGUCCUGCAGGCAGAACCAGAGCGAAUGCUCGCUGCCCAGCCCUGGUCAAGCAUCCGCAGGACUGAGGCCCCGCACAGCCAAUCCAAGAGAAAAGUAGCUGCUGACAUGCUAUUCGACAGCUUCGCCUCCGGAGGAAGAGUCAGCACCAAUCAAUUCUUUGAGACCCUGUGGUGGUCUGGCAUUUUAAGAACUGACCCACGGAUUAAGGAUUGCUAUGCACUGAUGAAAAAACUGCAGGAUGCCGAUGGAACAGUGGACAGAAACACUUUCCAAAGGUGUGUGACAGGCUUUGUAUCUUUCAUUCUGAAAGCAGUGCAAGGCAGAUUUGUCGUUCCAGAUUUCUGUAUGUUUGCUGAAGAGACCCAGAAAUUGUUCAUUAAAUGUAAACAGCUGUCUUCAGUAGAGGAGAAGGAAGACAGAAGCAAAGCCAGUGGAAAGUGGGGGAUUUCAAUCUGCACAGUGGAUGGCCAGAGGCUCUCUCUCGGGGACUGGAAUGAGCCGUGUGUGUUGGGAGAGAUUGCCUGGCCACUUGUUUACGGACUUGCCGUGGAUCAGCUUGGAGUUGACCAUGUCCAUAGACAUGUAGGAGUGGAGGAAUAUGCAAAAUAUGAGUCCCCCUUUACCCUGAGUGAACAAGGUGUCCCUCACACUCCGCUGACAGAGACAGGAGCUAUUAUAUGUGCAUCACUGCUGCAGCAGUUAACAUUUAAGCAAUUUACAGAGGAAGAGGAAAAAUAUGAGUCGGUUUUGAAUACUGUAAGAAGAUUAUGUAACAAGGAACAUGCUAAUUUAAACUGUACAAGCUAUCAAGCCUUGAGGAAGAACAUUAUUCGCCUUCACGCACUUUCAUUUUAUCUCCAAGAAAAGAAGUGCUUUCCAGAAGCCAUUGAUAUAAAUGCUACAUUGGAUCUGCUGUUACAGUGUUUGUCUACAGAAGUCACGUGUGAGUCUGGAGCAGCGUUGGCCGCAACUUUCGCUAAUGGUGGCCUCUGCCCUAUGUCAGGUGACCAGGUCCUCUCCACUGCAGCAGUUCGCAGUACUUUGUCUAUAAUGCAAGUGGCAGGAAUGAAUGAUUAUUCCAGAAUAUUCCAUUUUAAGACAUCCAUGCCUGCCAAAUCCAGCAGCUCUGGUGUUGUGCUGAUAGUAGUUCCUGGAGUGCUGGGCAUCACUUGCUGGUCACCAGAGUUGGAUGCAUUUGGAAACUCCUGGAGGGCUGUGCAUUUCUGUGAGGAGCUGGUGUCAAUUUUUCAGCUGCACAGCUUUGAUAUCAGGACUCCGUUCAGGCAGGUGCUUUCCUACAGGCAGUGGAAAGUGGAGUCUGAGGGCUACCAAAUCAUGAACAUGCUAUUGGCUGCUUAUCGCGGGGACAUGCAAUCGUUACGGAGGUAUUUCCUCUCGGGAGCAGACGUAAAUGCUGUUGAUUAUGAUGGAAGAUCUGCACUUCAUGUGGCUGCCUCAGAGGGGCGUCUGGAGGUCAUCAAGUUUCUGUUGGAGAGCACUGGAGCCAACUGCACACUCAAGGACAGAUGGGGAAACACGGCUUUGCAGGAGGCUAUACGAUGCAAUCAAGGACCUGUUGUGCAGCUCCUCGCAAAGUACACAGACUACAAGGAAAUGUUAUAGUGCACCAAGCCUUGACAUAUAACCCCAGACAUUCUGGUUACACAUUGCAAUUACAUAUAUCCAUCCAUCCAUUAUCUGUAGCCACUUAUCCUGUCCUACAGGGUCGCAGGCAAGCUGGAGCCUAUCCUAGCUGACUAUGGGCAAGAGGCAGGGUACACCCUGGACAAGUCGCCAGGUCAUCACAGGGCUGACACAUAAACACAAACAACCAUUCAUACCUACGGUCAAUUUAGAUCCACCAAUUAGCCUAACCUGCAUGCCUUUGGACUGUGGGGGAAACCGGAGCACCUGGAGGAAACCCACACAGACAUGGGGAGAACAUGCAAACUCCACACAGAAAGGCCCUUGUCGGCCACUGGGCUCGAACCCAGGACUUUCUUGCUGUGAGGCGACAGUGCUAACUACUACACCGCCGUGCCACCCCCAAUUACAUAUAUAUAUAUAUAUAUAUAUAUAUAUAUAUAUAUUUGUUUUUGUAGUCCCUGAUUUGAGCUUUAAAUAGCUCAUGAUGUAUUUUGAUUUAGACCUUGAAUUUAAAUACAAACCUGGAUUUUGUGGGUUUGAACAGUUAAUAUAACUGAUCUGUCAUACCUUGGUGUAACUGAACAGAAGAUGCAUCUGUAGUACCUGGGCAUUAAGGAAUGUACACAUGAUUUGGUGAAUCUAGAAGUGCUGAAAGCUUGUACAGCAAAGUGGGUUCAGGAGGUCUUCUGGUAGCUCAAUUUAUUUUGCAAUUACCAAGACAUAUCCAUGAAAGCAACAUUGAUUGUUCAACAAAGAAUGUUGUCUUAUGUCUAAUAUAUCUACUUGUUAAAGGGCUUAAUGAUAAAAGCAACUGCAGUGCACUUCAGCAGAGGUGGUAAAUGUUAAGAGUAGUACACAAAGUUUCCCGUGAAACAAAAGGUUUCUGAUCUGAUUUCAUUACAGCCUCAGAAACUGCUUACACAGCUGAUGGAGGAAUUUUAUCCAAAAUGCAGAUUCCAAUAACAGUAAAGGAGAGAAACAAAAUGUCACACUUCAACUUGCAUUAUCAUGGACAGGAAGCUCUCAGAGGUUCUGCAAUGGCCAAUAGAGCACUACAUGUAGAGUGAAGCUAAUCUAGGAGACAUCUAGAAAGUGUUCAGUUCUAGUUCAGCGUAAGGAAAAGAAACCUGGCAAUACAUAACGCAUUCUAAUAAAAUGUGAUUUGAAUUGUACCCAUAACAAAUUCUGGUUACCAACAAGAGCUUGGUGAUCUUGGUGACAAGAUCUUAUUUUGUUUCAGAGAAGCAGUAUAAUAUUGUGGCAAAGCUAGCAAUGCAUUUUGCUUUAUGAUUGGAGUUUGUUAUGCAAAGUGAACA